CGGUCGGUCGGUGUUGACGGUCACGACUCGCUCAUCAAAAAUCCAGCGGUUUUUAACGGCAGCUGUGAGGACCCACCGACCAACGCUGCACUCGCCGACCUCCCAACUAUCGCGAGAAACGGGCCAGUGCGAGAAGAACGGGGUCCAGGCAAGGCAUAGCAAUAUUCAUAUUUAGCAACAACAACAACCUUUACGAAAAUGAUUAUUCCGUGAUGAAAGAGUGGUGAAAUGUGUGGCAGCUUUACCCAAAGACACGGAUGAAAGCACUGGACUGUGAUAUACAGGAUGUGGCCGCGCUCCUCUGGCUCUAUGACAGACGAUGAAGAAGGGGCAGACCUUGUGAAUCCUCCUCUUACCUCCAGUUACUGGCUGAAUCCCAUAUUUUCUCGUUGAAACGCUGAAGUGUUGAAUUGCUCAAAAUAAUGUAGCAAACGGCUCAGCCUUUAUUUGAGCUCUUUGAAACCCCAUGGGUCUGGUGCAUUGUCUCUUCAGCUUGUCAUUUUGGAUGGGGUUGAGCGCCACACUUCAGUUCACACUCAUUUGUAAAUUAUUAGACCAAUGUGCUGUGUUUGCCCCCUGUCAGUUACCCCAGCUGUGCAAUCACUUCAGCUUUCUGUUGUAUGUUUGAAGUGAUUUGAUCCUUUCAGGAGGAUGAACGGCUCUCUUUUAACCCCGCCCAGCCCGAGGGCGGCAAACUCCUCCCCUUUACCUCCCUCACCCUCCCCAUCUCCGUCUCCACCGUCCCCGUCUUUGCUGCCCCUGUCCCCCCGGCCGCCCCCUCUCCCGCCUCUGGUGAGCCCUCCACCCCAGGCUCACCCGUCCUCCCUCUCAGACACCCCCACGCCCUCCCCUUCACCUUGCCUGAGCUGGACCGAAUUCUGUGAGCUCCACGCCCGCGUUGCAGCCGGCGACUUUGCACGCCACUUUCGGGCUUUCCUCCAGGAAAACCCCCACUACUCCCCAGAUUCAGCAGCCGCCUUCUGCCGGCGCUUCACCGACCGCUUCGUUCGUCACUUCCAGAGUGAGCUGGAGGGGGCGCUCCCGCCGAGCUGUGCUUCUGGCAGGGAUGAAAUGGUGAGCUGGGCUCCCCAGUCAGAUGUUACUUCCCUUGAAGAGGAGGCGGUGUCACCCCUGUCAGCAACCGGGGGAGCCGUUCUCCCGUGUCCCCCGACUAACAUGACACGGACUUUAUCCAAGCCUGCACCGACACGGCUGGUGCUGGAGAACCGCAGCGGGGACAGGUUUCAAGAUUCGUACGCCCACGGCCACGUCCUGCCGCCAUCGUCCUCAUCGUCAUGCUGCUCCUCAGUGGGAGGGAACAACGGGAGGCGUGAAGAGAGAGGAGCCAUGGUUGCCCCUGGGAACGGGGAGACACCGGUUGAGGAAGAGGAGGACAGCUGGCUCGGGGUGUCGUCUGUUGGGGAGGAUGUUGAGCCAGAAGAGCGGGAAGCAGAGUCCACAGAGGUGGACGGUGCUGACCCCUCCCACACUCCUCAGAUUCCACCUUCCUCAUCCUCCGUCACUCCUCCGCCCGACUCCAAAGGUAACAGCACGCCCAACUCCUCCAAAAACAAACUGAAGAAGCGCUUCUCGCUGCGGAGUGUGGGGCGCAGUGUGCGGGGGAGCGUCCGGGGGAUCCUGCACUGGAGAAGCUCCUCCAGCGACUCGGCCCAGAGCCAGCUGCCCUCCAGCUACAGCUACACCAUGGGUGUGCAGGACGCUAGCUUGGGUUCAACCUCCAAGAGGAACUCUGGUACACAGCCUCCCACACCCACCUCCUCCAUGCCUGUCUCUCUGUCCAUGCCCCUGUCCCUCCCCCACUCCUCCUCCUCCUCUCUGCCUCCCUCGUCUUCUAGCAGCGCCACCUCUCUGUCUCUGUCGGAGGCCGCCCGGGAUCGCCGGCGGAGCAACGGCGAAGGAGGCGAGAAGGAGAAGUGGAGUCAUCGCCUGGAGAAGCUCAGACUGUCACGAUCCCCUCCCCCUGUCCUCACCCCCUCCGCCGCCGGCUCUCACUCCACCUCCUCCACGCUGCCUCCGAGCAGCGCCGCCGCGGCUGCCAUGGGACCUCCGAGGAAGGUGGGCAGGCUGGUGAGGGAGGGGGGCGUGAGCGUCAGCUCAUCCAACGACGAGUUAAGCGGCAGCCACGGCUUCUCCGGCUUCUCGUUCGGUCUGCUGCACCACGGCACGGACAACAACAACGCCGCCUCAACUUCAUCUGCGGUGGCUCAGACUGGUCCGGUGCAGCCUCUGGCCAGCGGAGGGAACGUGCCGUGGAGAGGAGGUCGCUGGCAUAAGUGUCGUCUGGUCCUCAGAGAGCGGGACAGAGAGGGUGGCGAGCGGGGAGAAGAGUACUACCUGGAAUUCUUCAUUCCACCCAAGUCGUCGAAGCCCCGGCUGACUGUCCCCUGCUGCUCAAUCGUGGAUGUGAGGAGCACCACGGCGCUGGAGGUCCCUGACAAGGAGAACACCUUUCUGCUGCAGCUCGACGGCUCGGCGCAGUAUGUGAUCGAGACACGAGACGCUGUUCAGAUGAGAGCCUGGCUGAGCGACAUCAGGAACGGCAUCUGUCUCAGUGAACAGGAAGAUGCUGAAGGUGUGUGUGGGGGCCCGUUAGACAUCAGUGGAACUCCUGAGAUCGUUGACCGUCUUUCACAAGUGUGUUACGGAGGCAUCGGAGGCUCCUCACCUCUGAUGGAUCCUCUCCCGCCGGAGCUGCCGCCUCGUGCUCCUCUCGACGAACCAGACGGCCGGAUUCUCGGGGGAGGCGGGGCUAGUCUGGGCACACCUUUCGCAGAGACGCCAGAUGCCACAGGGUCCUUCCUGUUCUCUGAGGUGACGUCUGCCGAGACGGUGGAGCACCCCCUCAGCGAGUGUCAGUGGUUUCACGGCACCCUGUCCCGCCUCAAAGCUGCUCAGCUGGUGCUGGCCGGAGGCCCGGCGAGCCACGGCGUCUUUCUGGUUCGCCAGAGCGAGACGCGGCGCGGAGAAUAUGUCCUCACCUUUAACUUCCAGGGCAAAGCCAAGCACCUGCGUCUGUCCCUGAACGAGGACGGUCAGUGUCGAGUGCAGCACCUCUGGUUCCAGUCCAUCUUCGACAUGUUGGAGCACUUCCGGGUGCACCCGAUCCCCCUGGAGUCCGGCGGCGCCUCGGACGUCACGCUCAUCAGCUUCGUGGGUGCCACCGCCGUUCGCCAGCCGGACUUGACCAGCAGACCCCGUAGCCCUCCUCAGCCUCCUCCUCUGCCGCCGGGCCGGCCGCCGCCCCCGACUCCACCCCAGGAGAGAGGAAGUGAGACGGAGCAGGCAGGGGGAGGAGGAGCGACUGUGGUGACAAUGGCAGCAGCAGGAGGAGGCGGAGGAGCAGCAGGAGGAGGUGGAGCAGGAGGAGGAGGAGGAGGAAGCGGCGGCAGUGGAGGUGGUAGUGGAGGAGGAGUGGAGGACUGGGAGGAGAGGGACAGGGACACUCCUCUCCGCCAACUAGAAGCUGUGGAGGGAGAAGAGAGGGAUGGAGCGAGGGCGCCCCGAGCCAUCGAUAACCAGUACUCCUUCUUCUGAUGAAGGGAAGGCCAGGAGGGGGAGGAGGGAGUGUGUGUGUAUGUGUGUGUGUGUGUGUGUGUGUGUGCGCGCGUGUGUGUGAGAGCGAAAGUGAGAUCGGAUGAGGCGGCGUACAUCAUAGCCAUUCAUAACCAGUAUUUUUAUUUUGUUAGCAAGAUGGAGGAGGAGGAGGAGGAGGAGGAGGUGUAAAAGUACUAACACUAUGCGAGCAGAUGGAGAGAGGAGCGAGAGCAGCUUUACGACACUAACCUAGCGGUACAUUACUUUUAUUGUUCUAGUCAGAUAAGCUUUGUUUUUGCCGGUACGCCUCACAGCCGGCUCUUUCCUGUCAGUGAACAGCAGCGAGAGCUCGAGCCCUGUGAAGCCAGCAGCCCCGAUACCUCACGUGGUCCUGCCAAGACAGCACACGCUAACCAGAGGCCAAACAUACUCUACAGACAACUCUACUGUGGCAGGUUAGACCCCAGACGUCACACCUUCACCGCUCCACAGCGUCACAGCAACCGCCAUUAAAAAAAAACAAACAAACUCUACGCUGACGAAAACGUUCCUCGUGUAGAAAAUUAAAAGACGUGGAGUUCUGUGAGGUCAUGUACAGUCAGUGUGUUACCUGCAGUACGUUCAGGCUACUGGACGGACAAACUGAGACCUUUGCAACGAUGACGUAGACACCCACGGUCUCUCCUGAUUGGCUCUCGUCAGCUUCGACUACCAGAGGUGAAUAUGGAAACCGUUGAUUUAGAAUAUAUUCAGCUCUUUAUCUUCCCGCCAAAACAAAAUGAAGUUGAGCUCUUCCUGAUUCACUCAGCUGACCUGCUGCUGCGUGCUGAAGGUGUGCUUGUGUGUAGGUUGUAGGAAGUUCAGCGGUUGAGAAAAAGGGGAAGUUCUGGUUUCACAGGAAGAUAAAGCGCUGAAAAUAUUCCACAUGAAGAUUCAUCUAAACAGAUAUUGGAUUGUUUCGGUUUUCACGUUUUGAAAAGUGUCAAAAACAGGUGUUUUCUGCUGGCCCCGCCCACAGCGGUGAUGUCAUCACUCUGCUAGUGCACCGGUCCUCCUGCUGCUUCUAACUGAACCUCCUGCAGGAAACUCUCUGACCGGACAUGACGACCUCACACAACCCCACGUCAAACAGCCACACCUGUACCUUUAAAGUCAGGAUGACAUCAUGAUCACGGUCGUGUGUUCGAGCUGCGACACCAAACUGACGGAAAAUGUGAAUUUAAAAUCAACAUGAAACACAACAUGUGAUUGAAUGUAUGAAGAUAUUAACACUAAUGACGUGAUGUUGUUUUCCACGUGUUGACUGCUUCAGGAGCAGCAGCUGUUUAAAGUUCACACUCGUUCUAACGUCAGUGUUAUUAAACUAGUUCUAACUAGUAGUUACCCAGUAUUUACACCCAGUAACUGCUGCGGUGGAAAGUAACUAAGUACUGUACUCGAGUACAGUUUUGAGGUACUUGUAUUUUACUUGAGUAGUUUCAUUUUAUGCCACUUUUACUCCAUAACAUUUCAAACCAGAGUUACUGGUUAUUUUACAAAUUCAGAUUGUAAAUACAAAAAAAAACAACCAAAAAACCUAUGAUGACUUUAUAUAACACAAUCCUUUGUUAACGAAUAAACGAGGCUGCAACUAAUGAACGAUUUCACUAUUGAUUCAUUCGUUAAUUAAACUUUAUGAGAUAAAUAACAUAAAACAAAGAGAACCAGCUUCUCCUCAUGUUGGAGAAAAGAUCAGUUUAUAAAGCUGCUUCAUUAUAAAAUCAACACUGACACGUUUUAAAGUAUCGAUGUUGUAAUGUAGUUUAAAUGACAAUUCAACUCUAUGAAUGAGGUUAUUCUGAAUAAUGAGUAGUUUUACUUUUGAUUCUUUCAGUACAUUACACUUUCAAUAAAGUUGCACUAAACACCUAAAGGUAAGAUUUCCCUUAAAGUUUCUUCAAAAUAAAAACGGUUGCACAAAACACCCUCAAGUCUUCUCCUUGAAAUUUCCUUAAAACGUUCAAAUGUUUUUGUUCGUAUAAAAGAAGAAAUUUAAAACCCUCAGCUCCUGGUAAUUACAUUUCUUAGUUUAUCAAUAAUAAAAUAAAAAAAAUCUACAAAGAGAAUUGAUCAUUAGUUGCAGCCCUUUUUGCCCGUUGUACAGUGUUUUCAGACCGUAGGCAGAUUCAAAUGUUGAAAUGACUUUUAAAAAAGGGAAAUUUGUGAACACGUUUUCCGCUGAAUCGAUGCGUUUUUAAAUGGAGUUUGGUGCGACGUUGUGUAAUGACAGUAUGUGACGUCGGGUCCGACCGCCACAUGAACCGGAGCAGGCAGGAAACAUUUACCUCAGUCACUCAGCAGCGUCACUCAGUAUCUGCUCUCUUUCUCUUUUCUGUCUGACACACAGGAAAAAAAGCUGAAGUGGGAGACGUGCUUUUUCUUUCAGAGAGAAAUUACUGAUGAUACCAAUAACAAUAAUAUGAUGGAAAUAAUAAUAAUAAUAAUAAUAAUAAUAAUGACGGUCAGAAUAAUAGUAUUAAUUUUAUUUGUUUUUAAGACACCUUUUUAUUUUGUAUGCUUACUCCAUGUUAACACUUUUUUUCCGACUCCAUGUUGUAAUUCAGUUGAAAUGUCUUUGUGCCUUUUUUUAUUUUUGGGAUAAAAAGAAGGAAAAAAUAUAUAUAAGAUUUGCUAUAAAGCCUCAUUGUCAAGGUUUCAGUAUCCCUCACUCUCUUUUCAUGCUGUCUUCUCCUCCUCAACCUCAUCCUCCAUUCAUCAAGGGUUAAAGAAAAAAAAAACACUUAGAAAAUGUCAAUGAAAAUACCUACUUUUUCUACUUGUGCCUUUCUGUGUCUGUCGUCUCGUCAUCAGCCUCUGCCUGCGUUCCUGUCGCUCUGUCUUCAUCCAUCCUUCAGUUUAGAGCUUGCCUGUUUUUCUUUCGCACCACAUGACCUACCCAGUCAUUUCUACCGGACUUUUCUUUGCUCAUGUAUUUGUCUAUAUGCACCUUUCCCCUCCCCCCACCCCCUCCGAUCAUCAUGUUCCACGUCCUUUUCUCAGUUUCAAAACUCUUUGUGCCUUUCUCUGUCUCUUUUCUCUCUUUGCUGGGACCGUGUGUUGAGGGUGGGCGGUGUCGUCUGUCCACCCUGUGUGGUUAGUUUCAGGUACUACAUUGAAUUUAAUGAUAAUGAUAUAAUAUAAAUAUAGUGAAACAUA
Messenger RNA from Seriola aureovittata, 6750 nucleotides. It is a transcript of the gene sh2b1, whose product is annotated as SH2B adaptor protein 1. Bases 652 to 3555 code for a protein of 967 amino acids. Gene Ontology annotation, biological process: intracellular signal transduction. The transcript is spliced from 9 exons. NCBI's taxonomy places the organism in Eukaryota, Metazoa, Chordata, Actinopteri, Carangiformes, Carangidae. Gene Ontology annotation, molecular function: transmembrane receptor protein tyrosine kinase adaptor activity. The record is from RefSeq and is a predicted model, not a curated record. Gene Ontology annotation, cellular component: plasma membrane.